CACUCUUAUUUUGGCAGCGAGAAUCAGUUUCGUACAAUGCUUAGUCAUGGUGAGUUACAGCUUUCCCCCGUUCCUAUGUGGCGCACAGACAGCGAUGGAACUAUUCAGCUAUACUUACACAGUAACAACUUCAGGUUGGAGGACCUCAUCCGAUCAGAGCUCUUAAAGCAUGAACUGACAUGUUGUCCACCAAAUCAAAGGAUCAGUUGCCAACGGCGCCCAGACCUUCCCAGUAAAUACAACAGUGCAAUUUGAGAUUCCAGAGCGGGGCGACUUCUGGGAAAGCGGAGCAACUGAUCAACCAAACUAAACUGAGCUCCCCCCCUCAUUCCUGAAUCCUCAGGGCUGCUAGCUUACGCUGACGACAUUUUUGGCACCUGCUAUUUUUUUUCUCUCUCCAGAGUUUUAGGAGUUUCCACCCCUCUACUACCCUAUCCUUGUCCCUCUUCUACCCAACUCCUGGCAGAAGUGUAGCUCCAUGAGCUAAGUCCUGAUUUAUAAUUGUGACCACUAUUGAAGAUGCAGUAGUAUAUCAGUGUCUGUUUUUUGGGCCUUAGAGCGAAAAAGGAAUAAGCAAGUAGUUGGACUUGAGAGAAGAUGUCAGAGUACUAGACACAUCUGUCUGACUGUUGCGGACUCUCUUUUGUUCAGAAAGUUCCCCUUUAGGAGAAAAACAUAUCAACAAGCGGACGUGAAUAAGUAAUUUCCCUACUGCGUCUUGUCGGACUCGCUGCAUACCUCCUGCCAAAAAGACCAUACAUCUUGCUGUUCCUUUAAUUAAAAGAGAAAGAGAAGAGAAGUUUACUCAAGGGCAGGUGGGAGAGAAUUUAGAACACUGAUGUCAUAAAUCGUGGUGGAUUACGAUUGGCCUGAUUAUAACAUACAUAACCAUGACUGGCAAUUCAUGUAGAAGUCUUUUUUGUUUAGUUUUACAAUAGCACCUGAAUGUGCACUAUGGCUGGGCUUGUGGAAUAAGUAAGACUGUACGAAAAACUCUUAUAGACACAAUGGCUGGAAUUGAGGAAUAAGGAGUAAGGGAUAAGAAACCGUCUUUCGGACCUUUCUAAGAAAGCCGAUUUAGUACUCUGAACUCAACAGUCACAGACAUACAUUCAACCAAAAAACAACAAAGACCCUAGGAAAAGGGUCGUAGCCUUCCACAAUCCCUCAAUAGCUCCUCCAGUUUUCAACAUUUCCCUAGUGUCUCCUUGCCCCUCAGUGAGCAAGGAUGUCCGGCAGCAGUCACUCCCAACACUGUUCUUAGUUGUUGUCACAGCUUCAACAGAAGCACCAGGAAGGAUCCUUCGUCAGUCAGGAUGUCUAACGAAUGCCCGACGGAGUGCAAGGCGGUGGUGACGCCGUCGACGCGCAACGGCCACCGCGUCUUCAGCUACACGCUGGAGAGCCACACGGCGGCCGCCUUCGCCAUCAUGAACGAGCUGCGGCUGGACGGCCAGCUGUGCGACGUGACGCUUCGUGUGUGCUACAACGACCUGGAGGCCGUGGACUUCGUGGCACACAAGAUUGGUUUCUGUCUGUGAAACUCCCACCAAAAAUGUUGGUGAAAAAAUUAUGGUUGGCACUCCGAUCUUUAAAGCUCCAAUGCAGCUGUUUCUGGGUGGUGCUGGCAUCGUCCUCUCCGGUCUUCAGGGCCAUGUUCACCAACGGCCUGAAGGAGUGUGGGAUGGAGGUGGUGCCCAUCGAGGGGAUACACCCCCGGGUGAUGGGCAGGCUGAUAGAGUUUGCCUACACGGCCAGCAUCUCUGUUGGGGAGAAGUGUGUGAUCCACGUCAUGAACGGCGCCGUCAUGUAUCAGAUCGACAGCGUGGUCAAGGCCUGCUGCGACUUCCUGGUUACGCAGCUGGACCCUAGCAACGCCAUCGGCAUAGCCAGCUUCGCCGAGCAGAUCAGCUGCACGGAGCUCCAUCAGAAAGCUCGGGAAUAUAUCUACAUGAACUUCAGCCAGGUGGCGACCCAGGAGGAGUUCUUCAACCUCUCCCAAUGCCAGCUGGUCACUCUCAUCAGCCGCGACGAACUCAACGUGCGCUGUGAGUCGGUGGUCUUUCAGGCUUGUGUGGCGUGGGUCCGGUACGACCGGGAGAACCGGCGGCCCUACGUCCAGGCCCUGCUCCAGGCCGUGCGGUGCCACUCCCUCACCCCACACUUCCUCCAAGCCCAGCUGCAGUCUCUGGAGUGGGACGACCAGUGUAAAGACUACCUGGCUCAGAUCUUCCAGGACCUCACCCUCCACAAGCCCACCAAGGUGAUCUCGUGCCGCACGCCCAAAGUGCCCCAGCUCAUCUACACGGCAGGGGGAUACUUCCGUCAGUCCCUGUCCUAUCUGGAAGCCUACAACCCCUGUACUGGGGCCUGGCUGAGGCUAGCUGACCUUCAGGUCCCCCGGAGUGGCCUGGCUGCCGUGGUCAUCUCUGGGCUGUUCUACGCUGUCGGAGGAAGGAACAACGCUCCUGACGGGAAUAUGGACUCCAACACGUUGGAUUGUUAUAAUCCCAUGAACAACUGCUGGUUGCCUUGUGCUCCCAUGAGUGUCCCCAGGAACAGGAUAGGAGUGGGGGUGAUUGACGGGAUGAUCUAUGCUGUCGGAGGGUCGCAUGGAUGUAUUCAUCAUAACAGCGUGGAGAGGUAUGACCCAGACAGGGACCAGUGGCACCUGGUGGCCCCCAUGUUGACACGGCGUAUCGGGGUGGGCGUGGCGGUCAUCAACAGGUUGCUGUACGCGGUGGGCGGGUUCGACGGCACACACCGCCUCUCCUCCUCAGAGUGUUAUAACCCAGAGAGGGAUGAGUGGAAGAGCAUGGCUGCCAUGAACACUGUGCGCUCUGGGGCAGGUGUGUGUGCGCUGGGGAACCGUAUCUACGUGAUGGGGGGCUACGACGGCACCAACCAGCUGAACACAGUGGAGCGCUACGACGUUGAGACUGACACCUGGAGCUUUGCAGCCUCCAUGAGGCACCGGCGCUCUGCCCUGGGGGUCACCGCGCACCAUGGGAAGAUCUAUGUACUGGGAGGUUAUGACGGGAACACCUUCCUGGACAGCGUGGAGUGUUAUGACCCGGAGACGGACACGUGGUCGGAGGUGACCCGCAUGAUGUCGGGCCGCAGUGGCGUGGGCGUGGCCGUUACCAUGGAGCCCUGCCAAAAGGACCUGGCCCAGUGUCUGAAGCAUGAGAGGACGGAGGUCACUGGCGGUUGUGAGGGUGUUAGUUUGGGGUGUUCAGGGACAGGAGGGGACUCUGGAUCGCACCAUAACUCCAGACACGGUGCCUUCGGCAAGGGGACUUGAGUCGUACGCUCUCCACCAUCCCUGGCUCAGUCCUCUUCAGUCUUCCAUGGAAAAGCGCCCCUGCCUUGAAUAGAAGACAGAAACACAGUUCUUCUGAAAAACACAAGAUCGCAGAGGCCCUCCCUAGCCAUGUUGGUUUCACACAACUUCAGUCAUAUGUGACAAGUUGUUUAAUGAUAAAUUGUAUAUAGUUUAUGAUCUAGCACGUCGAUUCACUCACUGUUCCCGUGAUAACAAUGCAGAUGGGCAAAGUCAUAGAAAUAGGAGUUCUAGAUUGUUUAAUCUGUUCAAAUCUACUUCUAUGUGCUCCAUCCCAUACCACAACAGUAGCACUAUAGCGCCCUCUUGGACCAAUGUUUCCCUGGUCUACACCAAGAGGAGAAAGGGCUGUACAAUAUAUUUGAAAGGCUACUAACUAACCUCUGUCUACUAAAUUAGUAGUCACUUUUUUUCUAUUUCAAGACCAGCCUGUGCAGAUAAACCAAAUAUUUUGGGGAGGGGGAGAAAUAUACAAAAUUGCAUACCUUCAAACAACAAGAAAGUGUAAGACAAAGUACCUUUUGCUGAGAAUUUUCCUGAACAGUAGUAAAUGCAAACUUGUAGUGUAUUCAAGGUUUAAAAAGGCUUCUAAAGUUUGAAUUUUCCACUAAAAAUGUUAGAUUUGAUUUUACCUAAUGAAAAAUGUAUCAACCCUACGCAAAAAUGUCCCUUAAUUAUAAUCCACAUAAUUCACAUUUCCUGUUGCUGAAGGAUUAUUUUCCUACUGUAGCAAACUGGCUCAAAUCAAAGAUCCUACAUCUGUAGUACUUUUGGCAAAGUCUGUGGACAAAUGGGGAAUUUUAGAGUUUUCCUAAUAUAAGUGCCAUUACUAUGCCUGCUGGCAUGAUUACCACCAUCAGUAUACAGACCACUCUCUGGUGGCAAGAAAUCACAUUGGUGCUUGGGCCAAGGGUUGGAGACUUAGCCUACAGUGGUCGAAGUAGGCCUAGAGAGCCCCAAGCCUGAGUCUAGAUACUAUCGGCUCAGUAGCGUCGCAAACCAACCAUGAAGAAUUUGUGGGACGGGAAUGUACUGAAAAGUGUUGAGAGUAGGGAACUCACAAGGACUGCCCACAAGGACAAAAGAAGUGUCAAUUAAUUUUCAAACAUUACACACAAAUAUAUCUCCAAUCUCCCCCCUGCGAUUGCUUUUGGGUUUUAACACUCGUACACACAUCUGCCCAAACCACGGGUCAAGUGACCAUUGUUGUGCAUUAAGUCACAUUUGAUAAUGUCACUAAAUGGGAAGAUGAGAAGAAAAUGUCUGAAUCCCAAAUGGCACCCUAUUCCCUAUGUCGUGCACUACGUUUGACCAGAGCCCUAUGGACCCUUAUCAAGAGUAGUGCACUAAAUAUUUCCUGAUGACUCGUACUGAAUUGAAUUCCGCUGCUCUCUGAUGGAGAAGGAAUGUCAGUGGGCCGGAGCCUGCCAAAACUAAAUUGGGAAUAGAGUGCUAUUUAGUACAGGCUACUUAAAGAAAUGUAUUUGUAACAGCGGUUUAAUUAAACUACAAAGGUUUUUUUAAGUGAAGUUUUGUACAUUGAUAUUAUAUUCCAAUGGAGUCUUGUACAGAAGAAUUUAAGACCUGAGGUUUUUUAUUUAUUAAUUUUGUCCUUUUUUUCUUGUUUGCUUUGACUGACUACGACUUUGUAUUACAAUUGGACUCUGAUAUUGUUUUCCUGCUAAUGAGAAGCAUGCAUUGUAUUUAGGCAUGCCUGUUGAAUGCCUACAUUUGUAAAGAAAGGUUGCCUCUUUUGAAAGGGACUUUUUUCCUCUUAGUAGUUAAAGACAGAAUAUUUAAAGAAAUGCUUUGUACAUUUUUCAGCAAACAAACACUGUACAAAACACAUUGUAUAUUAAAAUAUGUUUAUUUUAA
Molecule: messenger RNA, 5218 nt
Organism: Oncorhynchus masou masou (cherry salmon)
Lineage: Eukaryota; Metazoa; Chordata; Actinopteri; Salmoniformes; Salmonidae
Gene: keap1b
Product: kelch-like ECH-associated protein 1b
Exons: 11
Coding region: 1328-3304 (658 amino acids)
Molecular function (GO): protein binding
Source: RefSeq, a predicted model, not a curated record